GAAAAACGCAGAGAAAAAGAAAAAGAAAAAGAAAGAGAAAGAAGAUGGAGAAUGCGGCGAGCUUGACUUCGAAACCCGACGGAAGGAAACGGCGCGUGAGCUACAUUUACGAGCCAUCGAUCGGCGAAGGAAAUCGACGGGAAGCACAACAGAACCGUACGACUCACAACCUCAUCCGUAGCUAUGGCCUCCACAACGACAUGGAUAUCAUCCGCCCUAGACUCGCAGAAUCUUUAGAUUUCGUUGAGUUCCACUCGCCGGUAUACAUAGCAUACCUUGCUUCUGUCACGCAGCAUUAUGUCAACUUGGAGAAGUUAGAACCCGAUGAUGAUACUUCCCUCAAGCUCUUCAACAUGGACGAGUGGGACACCCCUUUCUUCACUGGCCUCUUCCAAUAUUGCCGUCGAUACGCUGGUGGCUCUCUUUGCGCCGCCGAUAGACUGAGCCGAAACGAAGCUGAUAUCGCCAUCAAUUGGUCCGGCGGGAUGCACCGUGCCAAGAGAAAUCAGGCUUGUGGCUUUGGCUAUGUCAAUGACGUUGUGCUUGGGAUCCUCGAGUUGCUCAAAGUCUUCAAGCGAGUUCUCUACAUAGAUAUUGGGUAUUACCAUGGGGAUGCAGUAGAAGAAGCAUUCAGCGAAACUAAUCGAGUUAUGACUGUUUCUUUUCACAAGUCUGGGGAAGGAACAGGAUACAUAACAGACUACGGGGUAGAAAAGGGAGAGUACUAUUCUCUAAAUGCACCACUGAAGAAUGGUUUGAACGAUGUACAUUUCACCACUUUAUUCAUACCUAUUAUCCACAAGGCUAUGGAGGUUUAUCAACCAGAAGCAAUUGUUCUUCAGUGUGGCCCUGAUUCACUAGCUGGUGAUGAGUUGGGUAAAUUCAACUUGACCAUCAAGGGUCACGCUGCUUGUCUCCGCUACAUAAGAUCAUUUAAUGUUCCUCUCAUGGUUUUGGGUGGUCAAGGUCACUCUCUUGGAAAUGUUGCACGUUGCUGGUGCUAUGAGACAGCUGUUGCGGUUGGAAAAGAAAUUGACAACGAUCUUCCUAUCACUGUGUCCGAUGCGUGUUUUGCCCCACAUUAUCAACUUCAUAUCGAGCCAAACCCCAUGGAGGAUUUAAACUCAGACGUCUAUAUUGAAGAAAUAAAGAGGAGACUACUAAUGCAACUUUCACAAGUGAUACACGCACCCAGUGUACAGUUUCAAGAUACUCCACCAAUCAGUCAAGUUACAGAAGAAGCGGAAGAGGACAUGGGGACGAGAUAAAAUCAACGUAUAUUGACUGGUAGUGCAAGUUAUGAAUCAGUCAGACUUCACCUCCUUGUGAAUAGUUUUACCAUAUAGAAAGAACAAUAGGUGUAUAAACAUGACACCAUUACUAGUACAAGAAUCAACAUUGUAAAUAAGCGUGGGAUUACAAUAGUAGUGAGAUAUUAUAUGAAGUUUAAACAACACAUAGUUGUCUGCUGUGCUUUCUCUAGAAUACCAAUCACAUCUCAGAUUUAGUGUUUUCCUUGAUCCUGG
Molecule: messenger RNA, 1526 nt
Organism: Eruca vesicaria subsp. sativa (arugula)
Lineage: Eukaryota; Viridiplantae; Streptophyta; Magnoliopsida; Brassicales; Brassicaceae
Source: the annotation of a GenBank genome assembly